GGAGGACUUCUAGGGUAGUGGGUCAGAAAUGUGGUGAGGAGUGUGUUCCUCCAUUGGCUAGGAAACAUCCCUGCGAUGCUGAAAGGUCUUCCAAUGAGCACUUAACCCUGUACCGCUGUGUCCCGAAAGUGGAAUGGCUGAAAUUGCUCUCCUGGGAGGGAGCAAGACUCGAGUUGAAGUUUGUUUGUUGUUGUUGCACCAGAAAUGAAACCUGGCACUUUCCCCGGGGACCCCUGGCUGCAGGGUCUCCAUUUAGGGUCCAAGCUAGCAGAAUGUGUUCACUAGGAUCAGUUUCUUAGACAGCAGGUCCAGAAGCACCUAUACCCACGUGUAUUGUAAAGCAGGUGUUCACUAGAUCCCCCUCCCCCCACAUGCACCUUGUAGGCAUUGUGUGCUGCUGCUUAAAUUAGCCCCCCUUCUCUAAUGCAGCGCAGAUUCCUGUGCGAUGAAACCCUCAGUCCUUUAUAUCUCUUGUAAAUCAGACAGCCGUUUCGCUUUACUCUGUCCUCCCUUGUUCUUCUGUCAUCCUGACAAGCUGAAGACUUUUCAAAUUACCUUCUUAUAAGCAACUGCAUCAACGUUUCUGAAGCUGUGCAGUGAGGGCUCUGGUUACACGUGAACUCCUGACCGUGAUUUUGAAAUGCUCCCUGUCCCCACGUGCACUUUUUUCCCGAGAUGCUUUUGUCCACGCCACCAAGCUCCCUUAUAGCCUUGGAGUUGUGUAUUUCUCUUCAUAUUUUACCUAGAUCAUGGGAUGGGGUAGGAUGGGGGAGGGGACAAAGUAUUAUCUCGUAAUCUUCAGGUUCGGGUUGUAGGGACCGUUGAGAGGGGAUUAGUUCCGCAUCCACAGUAAGGAUUAAAAGUGGGAGGACUUAAGACAAGGUAAUUAUUUCUGCCUCAUCUCCCUGCCAAAACCAUCCAUCUCCUGGCACCAUCGAGACGAGCAAUAGUAAACAGAGCAGGAGUCGCCAUAGGUAGAGUAGAGACUACGGCCAUAGCUGCAGGGCCGCUGUACCCAUAAAACACGAGCAGGGAGAUGGUGGCAGUGUACCAUAAGAUGAUGCUUUUAUAAGCUAGAGCUUUACUGAAGAUGUAUUUUCCAUUUGGGCAGCAAAAGGCAUUUUGCUGCCUUAUAGCGGAACUCUUAAGCCAACACUUCUGUAUGAUAUAUACAUAGAUAUGCAUUGGAAAAGUUGUGUUUAAUAAGAUAUUUUGUUAUAAAACAAAGUUUUAUGAAGAUAUGGUUGUUUAAUAUUAGAAGCCUAUUUCUCCCUUUGACCUCCUGUUUAAGUACAUCAUCCAUCGGUCGCCGCGUUGUCCGAAUUAGGCAACCAAUGCGGAUGCAAAGGAAUCUCUGAUCUAAUUCUACAGAGCAGUAAUUGCCUACAUGGAUAUGUUUAUGGCAUUGUAACUGGUAUUAGUGAGAUGCUGUAAUUACUGACCAGCUUGCUCAGCACAAUUAAAUGUCUCAGUUGCAGACAGGGAAAUAAACAAAGUCCAUUAAAGAACUAAAGGGGAUAUUGAAGAAGACCCAGCUGUAGGCUUGUAGGCUUGUUUCCCCGCUAAGAAUUACCCUUAUCCGCAUAGGGAGCAGUGCUGCCACGCUGGCUGGGAACCGCCAGUAAAUAAUGGCUUUAUUUAUGGUGGAACUGGUGGGAACUGGAAGAUGAACAAAGAGGAUCGCUUGUUGCUUGUGAUGUGGACACGCGCCGUGUAUCACCGGGGAUUUGGCAUCAACACCCAAACUGGCUCCUCGGUAUGAAUGUGUGCCUUGCCAUGUCAUUGAGGAAGGUUGUUCCUGGACGAUGUUCCCAGGCUGUUCAGGCAGCAGCAGAGCGUGCAUUAGGUGGAAACCAAAAGCAUCGGUUGGCUUCCCAAGGAGAAAGAGCCACGUCCAAAAGCCAGGAAUGACUGACACGUUUAUGUGAUGGACUUUGAAAAGUAGGAUGGAGUGGCACGCAAACAACGCGCCAGGAUGUCCCGAACUGGAUUGCUUUCCUGUUGUAAUACCUGCUGGGGAAGGGAUUUGUGUUUGGGCAAUGUUACUGCUUACCAGGUGUAUUGGGGAGAGAGUGAGGGCUCUGAACAAGGGGGGUCCUGGGGCUGGCAUUGGGCAGUGAGAGUGUCCUGAGCUGGCAGGAGGGUCCAUGUCAGUCCAUUCAAUGCCACAAGGUGCUGCGUCCUGGCUUUGAUGACAUGCAUCUGCUUUAGUGACAGAUCCCAGUUCUGCCCCAUUCCUUCGAGAAAACAAAAUACAGGCUUGCGAGCUUCUCUAGCUCUUGUGUUCUUUUCUCAGAGUGCUACUUUUGUCAAGAACUGUUUUGUUGUUCAUGCAUAAAAAUCUGCUGUGGGCAGUCUGCACAGUGGAAGAAGCACCUGGUUCGUAUGGAAUUGGGUAACAGCUAUAUACCAAAGUUUUGCACGGCUCCGCGUGUUGAGACGAGAUGCUGCGCCGUUGUUUUUUUUGGAGACGUCCUCAUUGAAUAUCCAUGCUUUGACCAGAUGUUACAAGCCUACUGCUGAGCCGGCGAUGCUAUGAAUAUGCAUGGCAUGGUGGCUGUCCCCCCUCACUGCGAUGUGCCACUGUGGUUGGAGGGGCUCCCACGCAUCCUGCUGGCCAAUGGCACCAUGUGGUCCCCCAGGGCUUGGGGUGGCUCAGGGUCCAUGCGCUCAGUCCUGUGCGGUGCUCUUGGGAUCGGCUCUUGGUUGGCCAUCGCCUGCUGCGCUCUGCGAUCGCUCUGUCUCCGCCGCUUGACUUUCCUGCUUGGAAAUGAGAUUCUGUAGGUGCUGUUGGUGUGCAGAUUGGAAAAUGCAAACGAUGUGCUGAAAGCAGCCCGGAGGCUAAAAUAUGUAUUCCUGGCAGCUGUGCCACCCUCGGUGCUCGUGGAGCCUUUGUAGGCAGCGGGCAGACGCCGUUCCCAGCGCGGCGCUGGGGCGGCCGCAGCCAUCUCAGGCCUCCGCCGCUGUGAUUGCUGUUCUGCACUUACUGGAAACUUCAAACAUGAUUUAAACAUGAAGGUCUAUUCUCGCACCCUAUUAAUUAUGCAUCCGUAUGUAAUUCUAAAGAAAAAAGGGAAAACUGUAAGUCUAUAUCUGUUUUUAUGCUGGUUUCUCUCAUGGGGAUUAUACUUCGCGUGCCGACAAUUUGCCUUUGGUUUGCUCGCAGACUUAGAGGUGGAAUUCAGGCCACUUAGGUCAUUGGUUUGGAUCAAUUCAAUAAACCUGUUUAAGUUUUUGCACAAAACAAAAUGUGUCCUCGGCUUUGAACUUGGCUGUUUCCUGAAGCAAAGCGUGUCCUUCCAUCUCGCCCACAACGUGCACCUUUGAGCAGAGUGCAGGGGCCAAGUCCACGGUGUCCUGGAGCAAACCUUUGUACGGGCUUUGUCCUUGGGCUGGGCAGAGUUCUGCAAAAGGAGAAUGCAGCGAGGCCACCUCGUCCUUCAGUACUUGCUUUUCUGGAGGUUGAACAGGAGAAGAAAGUGUUAUCUUGGAAAUAAAUAAAGAGUGGUUUGCUCUGCUCCGAUGCGCUCAGCUCUGCAGGAUGGGCGCAUCCCCUGGCAAAAGAAAAUAGCUUAGAAGAGAAAGUCUUCCCCCAAAGAGGCAGUGAAACCUCAUCAAACUUAAUCAGUGUAGACUUGCCCUGUAGAACAGGACCGGAAUAUUAAACUGCAGGAGGAGCAGAGGGAAACAUGUUUUCACCAGUUUUCUCUGUCUUACAAACAGGAUGAGAAGAGUCAAUUGAUUUUUUUUUUUCCCUCUGCUGCUAACUCUAGAAAUGGAAGGGAAGGGAAGGGAAGGGAAGGGAAGGGAAGAGUCGGGGUGCAUGGAGCUACAGGGUGAGAAUCUUCCAUGGGAAUAUCAGAGCCUUAAAAGCCCCCUACUCUACUGAAGGCAGUGGAGGGGGGAGGAGGGGAUCCAGCACAAACCUCCCUGUGUGCCCCAUCAGCUGUGCAGCCCCACAUAGAUCCUGGCUGUGUGGGGAUACCGGUGCUGAGGCCCCCAGCAGUCCCCUGCUGACGUUCCCCCAUCAACUCCAGUAAAACCCAACUCUGUCCCUGCAUGGUGAGUGGGAAUGGGAGCAGCAGGACAUGGUCUCCAGCAGACAUGGAGAAGUGUGUAUUGCUGGGUAAGGCUUUCCUCUCCCACCUGUAACAGCAGAGGUAAGUCGAGAUGCAGAAACUAGAACAAGUUUUGGAUGGAAAAGUAACUGCAUUGAAGCCUUGGGGCGCUGCCUUUGAAAGGUGCUUUAAGCCUCACACUGUUAAUGCUAAUCCUGUAACACUAUAUAGAUGGCUUUUUUUUCUGCACUUACACAAAGGAGGAAGGGGCUCGAUUCUUUGAGGCUGGUAUUUUUUUUCUUCCCUUCAGCAAAAAGCAAUGCUGAGCAGAGCGGCUGUGGGCAGCUGACAUCACCCCCGAACCCAGCGAGGGGCGAGUGCUGGGAAGGAAGGGGCUUCUCCCCAUCUCCGGGCCCGAAUCCAAUCUCAGAUUAGUGUUCUGUUAUCAACAGAGGCACCGGGAUUGCAACCCUACACUCCUCCAGCCCUGAACCAGCAUUGGAGAGAUUGCACUUUCAGUUGGGAGAGCACCAGGACGGGGACAUCGCUGCACUCGUCAGCGAGAGUUGGCCAAGGGCACCGGCAUGCGCUCUGCACUGACACAGGAGUGCUGUCCUACCUGAGCUGGGCUACAGGUUCACACCACGUUGCUCCUGACGUCUACGAAGCAGGAUGAACACACGAUCGUUGCUCAGUGCCUGGGCAGCCCUGUUGGUGGUAACCGUGCGGCACCGAGCUCACGCCAUGGCAAGUCUGUACCCAUUUUGGCCAAACGACACAAAAACUCCCAAAGUGGAUGAUGGGAGCUCUCCUGAGAUCAAGCUCUCUGUUCCGUUCAUCUUCUUUGGAGCCCCAUACAGGACGGUUUAUGUGAACAACAACGGUGUGAUCUCCUUCAACUCGCUGGUCAGCCAGUUCACACCUGAAGCCUUCCCACUGGCCGAUGGCCGGGCCUUCGUUGCGCCCUUCUGGGCCGACGUGCACAAUGGCAUCCGUGGGGAGAUCUACUACCGCGAGAGCACCAACCCUGAGCUGCUGGGCAGAGCCUCCAAGGACAUCCGCAAGUACUUCAAGGACAUGGCGUCCUUCUCUGCCAGCUGGGUCUUCAUCGUCACCUGGGAGGAGGUGACGUUCUACGGGGGGAGCAGCACGACACCGGUGAACACAUUUCAAGCUGUUCUCAUCACCGAUGGGGUGUCAUCCUUUGCCAUAUUUAACUACCAAGAGAUCAGCUGGACCACGGGGACGGCCAGUGGAGGGGACCCCCUGACCGGGCUCGGUGGGGUGAUGGCCCAGGCUGGCUUCAAUGGUGGAAAUAUCAGCAACUUCUUCAGCAUCCCAGGCUCCAGAACCCCAGACAUAGUCAAUAUAGAGCAAACAACCAACGUGAACAUCCCAGGGCGCUGGGCUUUCAAAAUAGAUGGCAGAGAAAUAGAUCCAGCCAACGGCUGCAGCCUGAGAGGGCAGUUUCUCCAUCAAGGGGAGAUCUUCUGGGAGAACUCAAACUGCAGCACCAAGUGCCGCUGCCUGGACUUCAACAAUGAGAUCUUCUGCCAGGAGAUGGCUUGCGGCCCGUUCGAAGCAUGCGAGCCGAAGAUCAAGUUCUUCCAGUGCGUGCCUGUGGAGAGCAGCACCUGCGUGGUGUUCGGAGAUCCACACUACCACACCUUCGAUGGCUUCCUCUUUCACUUCCAGGGUUCCUGCUCCUACCUCCUCGCCAGGCAGUGCUGGCCAGGCUCCCAGCUGCCCUACUUCAACGUGGAGGCCAAGAAUGAGAACCGAGGCGGCUCCUCCGUCUCCUGGCUGAGGGACAUUUUUGUGGAGGUCUACUCGCACAAGAUUGUCCUCCCAAAGGGCGGCUUUGGGAAAGCCAAGGUGGAUGACUUGGUGGUGUCCUUACCCAUCUCCUUGGAGCUGGGUGCAAUCAAAGUCUACCAAAGCGGUUUGUCCACAGCCCUGGAGACUGAUUUUGGCCUGCUAGUGACUUACGAUGGCCAACACUACGCCUCCGUCUCCGUUCCUGGCACGUACAUCAAUGGCACGUGUGGUCUGUGCGGGAAUUACAACAAAGACCCCGAGGACGAUGCGCUGCGCUCGGAUGGCAGGUUGGCUUCCUCCGUGCCAGAACUGGGCGAGAGCUGGCGAGUGCCGCACCCCGAGAGGAAGUGCUCCCCUGGCUGUGUGGAGAACUGCAGCGUCUGCGAUGCCUCCACCGAAUCCCUCUAUUUCUCCCCCGAAUAUUGUGGCUUCCUCAACAAGAGUGGCGGGCCGCUGUGGGAGUGUGGCUCCGUCGUGGACCCCACUGCCUUCGUACAUAGCUGUGUCUAUGACCUGUGCAGCGCUCGGGAGAACGGCACCGGGCUGUGCCAAGCCAUCCAGGCGUACGCUGCGGUGUGCCAAGGCCUGGGCAUCCCGGUGGGAGAAUGGCGUGCCCAGACGGGAUGCGAGGCGGCCGUGCAGUGCCCGGAGCACAGCCACUACUCAGUGUGCGCCAGCGGCUGCCCUGCCACAUGCUCAGACCUGACAGCCCCACUGCGCUGCACUGCACCCUGCGCCGAGGGCUGUGAGUGUGACGAUGGCCAUGUGCUGAGCGCCGACCGCUGCAUCCCUGUGCAGAAGUGCGGCUGUGAUGUGGACGGACGGUACUACGCCGUCGGAGAGGUGUUCUGGGCAACAGCGGACUGCACAGCAGAGUGCCAGUGCGAGGACGGUGGGGAGGCCAAGUGCUUCAACACCAGCUGCCCCGAAGGAGAGGUCUGCACCAUUGAGGAUGGCUACCGGGGCUGCUACCCAAAGCGGGAGGGCCUGUGCUCGGUGGGACAGAACCAGGUGCUGCGGACGUUUGAUGGUGUCACCUUCCCCUACCCGCUGGAGCACUCUUACACACUGCUCAAAACAUGCAUGGAGAAGCCUGACUUCAUUGAGGUGGACAUCAGUCAGAAGAAGCCGGGAUACGCUCCCAAUGGGCUGCGCGUCAUGCGGAUCCAGGUGGUUGGCCAAGAGGUGAAGGUUGGAGGAGCCAGCCUGUCAGAGGUCAAGGUGAAUGGCUAUGAUGUGGACCUGCCAUAUUUCCACCCUUCUGGCCACCUGGAGAUCUACCGCACUGACAACGGCACUGUGACGGAGUCAGAGGGACUCCUGAGCAUUGGCUACUAUGAUUCAGGCCUCUUAGAGAUCCGCCUCUCCACCGCCUACUUCAACUGCACGGGGGGCCUGUGUGGCUUCUUCAAUGGCAAUGACAGUGACGAGUUCUGCACGCCCAAGGGCAAGUGCACAGACAACCUGGAGCUCUUCCUGGAGAGCUGGACAACGUUCGAUGAGAUCUGCAACGGGGAGUGUGGGGACCUCCUCAAGGCAUGCAACAAUGACUCGGAGCUGCUCAAGACUUACCGGAGCCGCUCCAACUGCGGCAUCAUCAAUGACCCCACCAACAGCUCCUUCCUGGAGUGCCACAACGUGGUCAACGUCUCGGCCUACUACAGAACAUGCCUCUUCCGCCUGUGCCAGAGUGGAGGCAACCAGUCAGAGCUGUGCGAUGCAGUGGCACGCUAUGCCAGUGCCUGCAAGAACGCCGAGGUGGACGUUGGCCAGUGGAGGAGCCACAGCUUUUGCCCCCUGGCAUGCCCAGAAAACAGCCAUUUUGAGGAGUGCAUGAGCUGCGUGGAGACCUGUGAGACUCUGGCCACGGGCCCUGUCUGCAUGGACACCUGCACAGAGGGCUGCCAGUGUGAUGAGGGCUUUGCCCUGCGCGGCUCCCACUGUGUGCCCCGUGGCGAGUGCGGCUGCAACUUUGAGGGCCGCCAGCUGGCCACCAACCAGACCUUCUGGAUGGACAUCUCCUGCCACUUCCUCUGCUACUGCAAUGGCUCAGACAACAGUGUGUACUGCGAGAACGUCUCCUGCAAGGAUGAUGAGUACUGCCUAGAAGAGAACGGCCUCUACUACUGCCACGUCCGCACUGAUGCCUCCUGCAUCGUCUCUGGCUACGGGCACUACCUGACAUUCGAUGGCUUCUCAUUCGACUUCCAGAGCAGCUGUGCCCUGGUGCUGUGCACCACCAUCUCACGGCCGCGUGCGGAGCGGUCAGACACCUUCCCCACGUUCACUGUCACGGCCAAGAACGAGGAUCGUGACACCUCCCUGGCCCUGUGGGUGAAGCAAGUGGAAGUGGAGGUCUUCAACUACAACAUUGUUAUCCAUCGCGCCUACAAAUACACUGUGAUGAUCAACAACGAACGGCUCUACCUACCCCUGAAGUUGGGCCAGGGCAAGGUGAACAUCUUCGCCUUCGGUUUCCACAUCGUGGUGGAGACCGACUUUGGGCUGAAGGUGGUGUACGACUGGAAGACCUUCCUGUCCGUCACCAUCCCACGCAGCUUCCAGAACCUGACCUACGGCCUCUGCGGCCGCUACAACGGCAACCCCGACGAUGACCUGGUGGCCGCGGGUGGCAUGCCGGCCUUUGGCGUCACCGACUUCGUGCAGAGCUGGGCCAAGCGGGACACCUUCUGUCGGGUGGGCUGCGGCGACCGCUGCCCAGCCUGCGGCAAAGUGGAAGGCUUCUGGAAACCCCAGCAGCUCUGCAGCCUCAUUCCCAGCCAAAGCGGUGUCUUCGCCAAGUGCCACAGCAAGAUCAACCCCAGCUAUUUCUACAAGAACUGCCUCUUUGACACGUGCGUUGACGGGGGAGCCAUGCAGACGGCCUGCGGCUGGCUGCAGAACUAUGCCAGCACAUGCCAGACGCAGGGCAUCGCCAUCAUCGGCUGGAGGAACUUCACCUCGUGCUCUGUCAGCUGUCCCCCUAACAGCCACUAUGAGAGCUGUGUGUCCCUGUGCCAGCCCCGCUGUGCUGCCAUCCGCCUGAAGAGCGACUGCGGCCACUACUGCGUGGAGGGCUGCCAGUGUGACCCCGGCUACGUGCUGAAUGGCAAGAGCUGCAUCCUGCCCCAGAACUGCGGCUGCUACUCUGAUGGCAAAUACUACGAGCCCAAGCAGCUCUUUUGGAACGGGGACUGCACGCGGCGCUGCCGCUGCUUCCGGCGCAACCUGAUCCAGUGCGACCCGCGGCACUGCAAGUCGGACGAGGAGUGCGCCUCACGCAACGGCGUGCGCGGCUGCUUCAGCACACGCAGCUCCUUCUGCCUGGCAGCGGGCGGCGGAGUCUUCCGCACCUUCGACGGCGCCUUCCUCCGCUUCCCCGCCAACUGUGCCUUCGUGCUGUCCACCAUCUGCCAGAAGCUGCCCGACUUCUCCUUCCAGCUCAUCAUCAACUUCGACAAGUGGUCCUCGCCCAACCUCACCAUCAUCUCCCCCGUGUACUUCUACAUCAACGAGGAGCAGAUCCUCAUCAGUGACAGGAGUACGGUCAAGGUGAAUGGCAGCCUUGUGAGCAUCCCCUUCGUCACGGGGCUCUCCACCAAGAUCUACAGCCAGGAGGGCUUCCUGGUGAUCGACUCCGGCCCGGACAUCCAGAUCCGCUACAACGGCUUCAACGUCAUCAAGAUCACCAUCGGCGACCGGCUGCAGAACAAGGUGUGCGGGCUGUGCGGCAACUUCAACGGCGACCCGGCGGAUGACUACGCGACGCUGCGGGGCAAACCGGUGGUCAGCAGCGUGGUGCUGGCACAGAGCUGGAAGACCAACGGCAUGCAGAAGAGCUGCAACGAGCUGCAGUACUCCCAGUACGCCGCGUCCUGCGACAACGUCCAGAUCCAGAAGCUGCAGAGUGACAGCUACUGCCUGAAGCUGACAGACAUGAAGGGCUUCUUCCAGCCCUGCUACGGCCUCCUGGACCCUCUGCCCUUCUAUGAGUCCUGCUUCCUGGACGGCUGCUACAACCGCAAGCAGGUGCAGCUGUGUGGCUCACUGGCCGCCUAUGGUGAGGCGUGCCGUACUUUUGGCAUCCUGGGCACCGAGUGGAUUGAGAAGGAGAAUUGCUGAGUGGUGGAGGACCCCUGUGCAGGCGCCGACUGCCCCAACCGGACCUGCGAGCUGGAUGAUGGCGGGGAGCUGUGUGGCUGCAUUGAGCCCCCACCCUAUGGCAACAGUGAGC
Messenger RNA from Gallus gallus (chicken), 10110 nucleotides. RefSeq names its product tectorin alpha (gene TECTA). The transcript is spliced from 17 exons. The record is from RefSeq and is a predicted model, not a curated record. Gene Ontology annotation, molecular function: protein binding. Gene Ontology annotation, biological process: cell-matrix adhesion. Lineage: Eukaryota; Metazoa; Chordata; Aves; Galliformes; Phasianidae. Bases 4731 to 9998 code for a protein of 1755 amino acids.